GGUUUGCGAAAACAUCUUGGUAUAAAAAAGCCAAGGCAACCCAAAUUGUUGAAAAACAAAGUCGUUUCUAAUGUGAUUAAUGAGAAAGGGUCUGGUAAACAACCGAAAGAAAUAUGUAAGGAUAAUUCUGUUCAACAUAAAAUUGUUGAGGUGGUUAACGGAUUUUACAAGUCAUAUAUAGCAUUGAAUAAUAACAAUAUGGUAAAUACAAUUAAUAAAUUAACAGAAAGAAAUAAGGAACUAUUAACUAAAAUUGAAGAAUUAGAAAGAGAAAAAGAAGGGGGUUAUUAUACUAGUCAUGACCUAGCCGAAUAUUAUCUGGUUGAUGAAGAUGGGAAUUUUCAUUAUGGUUGGAGAAAAGAAAUAGUGGAUAAGUUUGACACUUUGGAAUAUGUUAAAUCACUAAUAAGGGCUACCAACACUGAUUAUUACAAAGAAUUGGUAGAAAAAAGAAUAAAGAUUGAUGACUUGGAGGAAGAGUUAAAAGAGAAAGAAGUUCUUAUUAGGGAACUGGAAGAACAAAUAGAUUCAGAAGCUUUGAGACUAAAUCACCAAAAAUUAACGGAAGAAGAAAAUAAGAAUAAAGAACUACAAAAAGCAUUGGGAGAAAACCUAGAAUUAGUGGAAAAAAUUCACCAGAAACUUGUAGUUGAAGAGACUAAAAGCCAAGAGUUAGAAAGAUUGUUAUACCUAAACACUGAGCCACUUCCUAAGCGGCCAAGCAAAUUCAAAUUACUAAAAGAGAAAACAAAAAGCAAUUUUAAACAAUUCCAGCAAUUAGUGAAGAAAACCAAACUUCAAGCCCAAGAAUUCAUUGCUCGAGUAGAAGCAUGGAAUGAGGAGGCGAAUUGUAGUUUUUGUUCUAAUCUUUUGGGCGGGAAUAGCAAAGCCGUUUGUCAGAUUAGAACUCGGAGUAGGCUGAAUGAGAAAAUAGUCGCAAAUGACGAAGCAUGCGAGAUUUGUAAAGAAAAGUUUGAGAAUAAUGAACUUCCAAAAUGCGAAAGAUGUGGAAGAUUACAAAUUAGGUCGUAUAUAGACAUUCGUAGUGGUAAAUAUAUCUGUUAUUGCAUCAAAUAUAAUGAAGACGUUGAGAAAAAAGAACUUCCCGUCCUACCUCACGAAAGAAGACAAGCCACUUUUUACGAACGACAAAUAAAUGGAUUGCGAGAAGAGUUAAACACAGCCGAGGUGGAAAUAGAAACCCAUUUAGAAGCCUUGGAGAUAUCAGAAGUAUGGAAUAAAAAACAGAAACAAGAACUAUUGGAUGAGAUAAGCAGAUUAAAAAGAGAGAAUGAAAGACUAAAAAAACAAACCUCCCAAGAACUAUUAAGGGAAAAUGAAGAAUUAAAGGCUCAAUUAGCGAAACAAAACCAGCAACAAUCCCAAAUUGAAGUCAAAUCUAAUAAGAAGCCAUUCUCGUUUUUUGGCAAAAAGUCAUAG
Molecule: messenger RNA, 1440 nt
Organism: Racocetra persica
Lineage: Eukaryota; Fungi; Glomeromycota; Glomeromycetes; Diversisporales; Gigasporaceae
Source: the annotation of a GenBank genome assembly